Messenger RNA from Dalotia coriaria, 624 nucleotides. RefSeq names its product Regulator of cullins 1a (gene Roc1a). Gene Ontology annotation, biological process: ubiquitin-dependent protein catabolic process; protein ubiquitination. The transcript has 4 exons. Gene Ontology annotation, molecular function: zinc ion binding; ubiquitin protein ligase activity; cullin family protein binding. The record is from RefSeq and is a predicted model, not a curated record. NCBI's taxonomy places the organism in Eukaryota, Metazoa, Arthropoda, Insecta, Coleoptera, Staphylinidae. Gene Ontology annotation, cellular component: cullin-RING ubiquitin ligase complex; nucleus. Bases 115 to 459 code for a protein of 114 amino acids.
UAUCACACUAACCAUUGGCUUUCAUUUGUCAAAUUUGUUAACGGCAUCAAAAAACAUAAUUUCAUCCUCCCUUUCGAACGAAAGACACUUCACUACACCGUAAGUUUAAACCUGAUGGCUGCUGCGACCGCAAUGGACGUAGACGAAGAAGAAGUCGAGUUGCCCUCCAGCAGUUCCAAAGGCGAGAAGAAACGCUUUGAAGUUAAAAAGUGGAAUGCAGUUGCAUUGUGGGCAUGGGAUAUCGUGGUGGAUAACUGUGCCAUCUGUAGAAAUCACAUAAUGGAUCUCUGCAUUGAGUGUCAAGCAAAUCAGGCAUCAGCUACAAGUGAAGAGUGCACUGUAGCAUGGGGUGUAUGUAAUCAUGCCUUUCACUUUCACUGCAUUUCUCGUUGGCUGAAAACUAGGCAGGUUUGUCCAUUGGAUAACAGAGAGUGGGAAUUUCAAAAGUAUGGCCACUAAAUUUUAUCUCCUGUGUGUGAUUAUUUUGUAAGAUAACUGAUAUAAGCAGGAAGGUUAUAAAAAUUUUGUAUUUAAGCCAAUAUUUCAAAUUCUAAGUAUGUCACAUUGUUUUGUUCAAGUAUCUGUAAAAUUAACUAGUGAAAUAUCUUCUUUCAUUUUUGUCAA